AGCGUUCUCCCCCUCAGUGGCUUCUGCGCUGCUCCUUCCUUUCCCUAGGGCGCUGGGGGGUAGAAAGAGAGACUCAGCACCUGGCUCGGCCCCCUUUCCGCGCCGCCCCGCGGGAGGGGAGGACGUGCUACGCGCCAACUCCCCCGCCCUGCCAUCACAGGGACACAGACAACUCCUCUAGUGCCUUCCCCAGCCGCUCCCCCCGCGCUCAGGGAGAGACACCCCCCGUAACCCUAGGCUCCCUCCCCACACUUAGUGCACCGUGAGGCGUGUCUCUGCGCCCCCAGGCUCCCCUCGCCUGCUGGGGUGUGAAGACCACCAGCCCCCAAGACUCUUGCAGCUUCCCCCCCUUCCCCUUGCAUGGCACGUGUGUGAACGGACCCCCCACCCCCAGAGGCCGGGGAGGUGCCUGCUCCAGGAGUGAGAAGGCUGCAGCUCAUCACGCUGCACAAGUGGAGUGGGAAAUUUCCUCCUGCUUCUGUGUAGGCAAGAAGCUCCCACCUGCCUCUCACCGCUCCAGGGGCGAGUGUCCCUCCGCCCCACAGCACCGCCCGCUGGCUCACGGGGGUGAGACUCUCACCCAGGUUCCCGGACAGUUAGGGAGGAAAUGGACUCAGUUCGGUUCCCUUCUCUGCUCGCUGGGGGAAGGAGGAGAGACACCGCCCCAUGAACGGGAGAGGUGGUUUGCUAUCUCCUUUAGCUGCCCCCCGAGAAGGAGAGGAGAGAGUGAGUGCACCCCAUUUCUUCCUCACUGUCGUCUCCCUGGGAAGAGGAAAAGAGACUCCCCUCUUCAAUGGGAUCUUCAUCAGUUUUUGCUUACUUGAAGAAUACAGUGAAACUGUUUGCCAGCAUUAUUAUCUGGAAUUAUAGGUUUAAUAUCCAACAUCAGUGUUACUAAUUUCUUAUUAAAUAGUACCUCACAGUAGUAGAAAAAUGUAUGGAAGUGCAAGAACAAUCAGUAAUUUGGAAGGCAGUCCUUCCAGGUCUCCUCGUUUGCCAAGAUCUCCUCGUCUGGGCCACAGGAGAACAAGCAGCGGGGGAGGUGGAGGAACAGGUAAGACACUAUCAAUGGAGAACAUACAGUCCCUUAAUGCAGCCUAUGCAACAUCUGGACCGAUGUAUCUUAGUGACCAUGAAGGUGUAGCAUCUACUACUUUCCCAAAGGGCACAAUGACUCUUGGAAGGGCUACAAAUCGAGCUGUGUAUGGUGGUCGAGUCACAGCUAUGGGGAGUAGUCCAAAUAUUGCUUCAGCUGGACUUUCUCACACAGAUGUCCUUUCUUAUACUGAUCAGCAUGGAGGUCUGACCACAUCUUCACAUCAUCAUCAUCAUCAAGUUCCCUCUAUGCUGAGACAGGUAAGGGAUAGUACCAUGCUAGAUCUACAGGUUCAGCUCAAGGAACUACAAAGAGAGAAUGAUCUUCUGAGAAAAGAACUGGAUAUCAAGGACAGUAAGCUGGGAUCUUCCAUGAAUAGCAUCAAGACUUUCUGGAGUCCUGAGCUAAAAAAGGAAAGAGUCUUGAGGAAAGAAGAAGCUGCCAGAAUGUCAGUUCUUAAAGAGCAGAUGAGAGUUUCUCAUGAAGAAAACCAGCAUUUGCAACUGACCAUCCAGGCACUUCAAGAUGAGCUUCGAACUCAGAGAGACCUUAAUCAUCUUCUUCAACAAGAAAGUGGAAACCGAGGAACUGAGCAUUUUACUAUUGAGCUUACAGAGGAGAAUUUUCGAAGACUUCAGGCAGAACAUGAUAGACAGGCUAAAGAGCUCUUUCUCUUGAGAAAAACUCUAGAAGAAAUGGAGUUGAGAAUUGAAACACAAAAGCAAACACUAAAUGCCAGAGAUGAAUCAAUAAAAAAGCUUCUAGAAAUGUUGCAAAGUAAAGGUUUGCCAUCCAAAGGAAUGGAAGAUGACAACGAAAGAGCUCGAAGGAUGGCCGAGGCUGAAUCUCAGGUUAAUCAUUUAGAAGUGAUUUUAGACCAGAAGGAGAAGGAAAACAUACAUCUUAGAGAGGAACUACACAGAAGAACCCAACUUCAGCCUGAACCAGCAAAGACAAAAGCUCUUCAGACAGUUAUAGAGAUGAAGAAACAACCAUCUUUAUAUAUUGAUCCAGCUUUGAUAUUUCAGGACACAAAAAUAGCUUCACUUGAACGCAAUAUAAGGGAUCUCGAAGAUGAAAUACAGAUGUUAAAGACAAACGGAGUUCUGAAUAUAGAGGACCGAGAAGAAGAGAUCAAACAAAUAGAAGUUUACAAGAGUCACUCAAAGUUCAUGAAAAAUAAGAUUGACCAAUUGAAACAGGAACUUUCAAAGAAAGAAUCAGAACUUCUCGCCUUACAAACUAAGCUUGAAACCCUUAGCAAUCAGAAUUCGGAUUGCAAGCAACACAUUGAAGUGCUUAAAGAGUCGCUUACUGCCAAAGAACAGAGAGCUGCCAUACUUCAGACAGAGGUUGAUGCCUUGAGAUUACGACUGGAAGAAAAAGAAACUUUUCUUAAUAAAAAAACAAAACAACUGCAAGACCUCACAGAAGAGAAGGGAACCUUGGCUGGAGAGAUUCGAGAUAUGAAAGACAUGUUAGAAGUAAAGGAAAGAAAAAUCAAUGUCCUUCAGAAAAAGAUUGAAAAUCUACAGGAGCAACUUAGGGACAAAGAUAAACAGCUAAGCAAUUUAAAAGACAGAGUGAAAUCAUUGCAGACGGAUUCCAGUAACACGGACACAGCUCUAGCAACAUUAGAAGAAGCUCUGUCAGAGAAGGAGAGAAUAAUAGAGCGCUUGAAGGAGCAGAGGGAACGGGAUGACCGAGAAAGACUGGAAGAAAUAGAAUCCUUUAAAAAGGAAAACAAAGACUUGAAGGAGAAAGUUAAUGCUUUACAAGCUGAACUAACAGAGAAGGAGUCUAAUUUAAUUGACCUCAAAGAACAUGCAUCAUCAUUGGCAUCAACAGGGCUGAAAAGAGACUCCAAAUUAAAGUCUUUAGAAAUAGCCAUAGAACAAAAGAAAGAAGAAUGUAGUAAGUUGGAAGCACAGCUGAAAAAGGCUCAUGAAGCUGAAGAAGAAGCUCGGCUGAACCCAGAAUUUGCAGACAGAAUGAAACAGCUUGACAAAGAGGCAUCUUACUACAGAGAAGAAUGUGGCAAAGCUCAAGCUGAGGUUGACAGACUUCUAGAAAUCCUCAAGGAAGUUGAGAAUGAGAAGAAUGACAAAGAUAAGAAAAUUGCUGAGCUAGAAAGACAUAUGAAAGAUCAAAACAAGAAAGUGGCCAAUCUGAAGCACAAUCAACAAAUGGAAAAAAAGAAGAAUGCUCAGUUGCUGGAAGAAGUUCGUAGGCGAGAAGACAAUAUGACAGACAACUCUCAGCACUUGCAGUUAGAAGAACUGAUGAAUGCACUGGAAAAGACCAGACAAGAAUUGGAUGCUACCAAAGCCCGUCUUGCCUCAACACAGCAGUCUCUGGCUGAGAAAGAAGCACAUCUGGCUAACCUCAGAAUAGAGCGGAGAAAACAGCUUGAAGAAAUAUUAGAAAUGAAGCAGGAAGCACUGCUUGCUGCAAUCAGUGAAAAAGAUGCAAACAUUGCCUUGCUUGAACUGUCUGCUUCAAAGAAGAAGAAGACUCAAGAGGAAGUAAUGGCUCUUAAACGAGAGAAAGACAGAUUAGUGCAUCAGUUAAAACAGCAGGUCUAUAGAAAUAGGAAACAGCCCCUGAGCAUGAACAUAUCAUCCAUUUGUGAUGCUGACUUCAUCACAGACAUUGCUGCCAAGUACCUGGGUUCCAGCCAUGAUGCACAUAUGUCUCAGACACAGAACAGAAUGAAACUGAUGGCAGACAACUAUGAUGAUGACCAUCACCACUUCCACCACCACCACCACCACCACCAUCACCGGUCUCCUGGGAGGACCCAGCACUCAAAUCACCGACCCUCUCCAGAUCAGAUGAUCCAGUCACUGUUGGAGGCACAUAGCCAUGGCAAAUCUCACGCUGUACAUUGAUCACCUGUCCAACCUUUGCCUAGAGUGUGAUCCCCAGUUCCUUCAAGAGUUCCAUCUUUACCUGUCUAUAAAGAGGAGGAGGAGGAGAGAGACAUCUGGGAUAACCACACAUCAAAGAUUAACACCAGAGCAGUUGAGCCCAGACCUGCAGAUGCUUAAUCACACAUGUAGUCCUGACUUAUGGAAGUAGCUUACUGACUUACGUGUGUGCACUCAUACUCUUCUCACCACCUCAAAGAAAAGACCAAGAAUGGCUAUGAGGAGAACAGGAUGACAGGCUAAAUGAAAUCUGGAACUGAAUUUUGAUGAACACCACUGCUGCAGUUGUCAGAGGAGCUGGAGAAAGAGGAGGGAAAAAUGCAGCACUGCAGAAUUAAGCUGAUAAUCUAUUGCAGUGGAUCUCCAAACAUAACCAUGACAUCCUGGAGCAGAUCAUAGAAACAGAAGAUGAAUGCUGAGGUUGUUACCAGAUGAAAUGCUGCAUAAAUUGGUGUCUACUCCAUUAUUUCUUGUAGUCAUUAUGAAGUCAGAUACUCUGGAAAAUAAUGAAGGGGACUCAAUCAGAAAUUACAAGAACUUCAUUUCCACCUUUAAUGGGUCUUGUGUUCAGAAUAUUAUUAUUUAAUGAAGUUCAGUUAAAUGGAUUCUUUUAACCAAUUUUGAUAAAUUGGUAUUGAUUUUUAAUGUGUAAUUCAGGUUCUAUUAGGUGCAGUAUCUUCAUCUGCUGAUUCUGCCUAGCGUAUUCUACAGUAACACUUCUAAAGUGGACUAGAUUGUCAAAGAGGUAUUAGUACACUUAUAUAAUGGAGUCUGCAUUAAUCUUACCCCCAGUUAGAAGUGGGCUUUUCAGAAAAGUAAAAACUAAGCCUUUACCCUCCUCUGUUUUCUUAUAUCUACUGUUACUCAAAUAAUCAUAUUUUGAUAGCGUAACGAGUAUUAAGCUCUGGGCCAGGUUGGAAAUGAAAUCAAUUUUUGGUACUACUUGCUGUUGGCAAGGAUUAGCCUUAUGAAAAUAUGGUGUGUGUCUCUGACAAUGCAUGGGACAUCUAAAUUGAUCAUCAAUAAUUUACAUACCAAAUUUAUAUAUUAGUGGAUGGUAAAAGCUUGAGGUAUGUAUAUGUACAUAUGUGUAUACAUGCACACGUAUACAGGAGUGGAUCAACCUUUUAUCAUCCAAAUGCAUACAGGUAUGUAUUAAUAAAAGCUGGGACUCAUAAAUAUAUCAAGAUAAGAAUGCUGUGAAUACAGUAUAUGCAUUAGGCCUCCUAUAAAUGAUGGACCAUUUUGUCGUUGUUUUCUGUAGUGAACAAACAGCCUCCAUCAUGGAUCCCAAUGAAUUUUCGAUGUUAAACAAGAAAAUAUUAAUGAAUGAGGAGAAAAUAAAAGCUGUCUGUGUCAACAACGAAUUUCAAAUAAAGAUGAAUAAUUUAAAGCACAUGCCAGGAAAAAAGAAAAAAUCUGAAGUCAUUCUAAUGUAGUGAUGAGACACAAAUGAGAGUUAAAUCUCUACCACUUCCUCAGAGAGAGGAUCCUUACAACUUCAUAACCAUUUUCAGCCAGUCUGGCAAACAUGUGCAAAUGUUCAGCUGUUUUACUGAUGCAUCUCUCUUUUUGUCAGUGGAAGAAGUACUUCUAUACUGACGUGAGUGGCAAUUGAAUAUUUGCAUUAUUAAAGGACAAACAAUGAAUUUAAGCAUGGGUGGCCUUAAUUCUUAGUGGUUUUUCUUUGCUGCUGUAAAAAAAAAAGUAUUCUAAAGUGGUUAUUCCGAAAGUCUUGCACUGAAUUUAGAAAAAUAUUAUUUUUUGAAAUCAUUGGUGCAAUUAUCCCUAAAGUAACAUCCUAUGUGAGCCAUACCUAUAUUAACCCCUUUAAAAUGAUUGCUGUGUAGAAAACAGUAUUUUAUUGUACCAUCAUUUUUGGUGCAAAUAAAGAGCAACUAAGUCAAGCAGGAGUCCUUCUUGAUGUUUCAUCUCAGUAAAUAGAAUAAAAUGUAUAGAAUUAGAAUAGCAUACGUGAUCCAAAUUCAUUCAUGUUUAAAAAGUUUGUCCUUUAACUAUCAAUGGAAUUUUAGAUCUUUGUUUUCAAAACAGCAAAGCUCUUGGGAGUUUAUUUAGCACAUAUGACAAAUGUUGCACUUGCAAACUCAGACAACAGAACUUGUUUCUUGUGGUGAACUUGUUGUCAUAGUAAGGGACAACUGUCUGUGUCUCUUACAAUCAGGUCUUUACCUUAACUCUGCAACUGAAUACUUGAAGUAGGAAAUAAACUAGGUGAAAAUAGGGUCAUAAAAACAAAACUGUAUAGUUAGAUAUUUAUAUGUAUGUGCCAAUUUUGUCACAGACAUUAUUUUAGGAGCACUUUUUGCUCCAUUCAUAUUGUAAGAGUAUUAAUCUAAACUUUUAUCAGGGCUAUGAGUUAGCCCCUAAAGAAAAAAAAUUGUCUAACAUUUCGUUUUUUUCAUUUCAUGUGAUAGCUAUGAUGUUUGGAGAAAAAUCUUUUCAUAUACUGAAAUAGACUCUCGGGGUUUACAAUAAACACUGUGAUGUUGGGAAAAUAUUUUAUUUCAGCAAUGUUUGGUAGUUCCUCCCCCCCUUCUAAAUGUAAGAAAUUAAACCAACUUUUGGCUAACAUUUAAGAUAAAUUAUUAUUAUUUUAGUGUGGAAUCAGGCUUGUACUGCACAUUCUUUCUUUCAUUUAAAUGUACAGUAUGAAUUUUGUAUUUAAUGAAUUUUGUGUAUCUAGUAUGCACGUAACUGCACAUUGACUUUCAUUUGAAAGUGGGUUUAAAUUUCCUUUUUCAACAGUGUUUAUGAAAAGACCUCAGAUGUGUUGACACAAACUAUAUCCGCAAUGUGUGUGGGGGGAGGGUUGUUUUUUGUUUUUUUUGUGUAGAGUGAUGUUUGAAUGUGAUGUUCUGCAACAAUGGGUCAGUAUUCUCUAUUUACCUUAACCCCUCAUUUGAUAGUGCUUCAUGUAAUAAUUUCCUCAAGUGAGUGGCAUGUUCUGGAUUGUGAUAUUGAUAUGUGGUUAAGGACAUUGAUAUGAAACUAAGGAAUCCUUAGAAAUUACCAGUGGGCAUGUAUUAGACAGUCAUUGUAAUUUAAUGUCUAGUAAAAGUGUGAAGUAUCAAGGUAUUUAGAGAACAUAACAUUAUUAUCAUGUGUAU
Molecule: messenger RNA, 7154 nt
Organism: Mauremys mutica (yellowpond turtle)
Lineage: Eukaryota; Metazoa; Chordata; Testudines; Geoemydidae
Gene: ERC2
Product: ELKS/RAB6-interacting/CAST family member 2
Exons: 21
Coding region: 934-3987 (1017 amino acids)
Biological process (GO): regulation of synaptic plasticity; maintenance of presynaptic active zone structure; neuromuscular synaptic transmission
Cellular component (GO): cytoskeleton of presynaptic active zone
Molecular function (GO): structural constituent of presynaptic active zone
Source: RefSeq, a predicted model, not a curated record